Messenger RNA from Cladophialophora yegresii CBS 114405, 795 nucleotides. RefSeq lists its product as uncharacterized. Bases 1 to 795 code for a protein of 264 amino acids. NCBI's taxonomy places the organism in Eukaryota, Fungi, Ascomycota, Eurotiomycetes, Chaetothyriales, Herpotrichiellaceae. The transcript is spliced from 2 exons. Gene Ontology annotation, cellular component: ascospore wall; prospore membrane; lipid droplet. The record is from RefSeq and is a predicted model, not a curated record.
AUGGCAGCAACAUUCUUCGAUGUCGUCUGGCUGUAUCCUAUCAAGGGCAUCCUCUACUUCAUCCUACAUCCGUACCUAUUUCCUCUCUUCAAAGCUCGUCUCCUUCCUAUAUUCCUCCUCUCUGCCUUCAUUUACGCCAACCUGUUCAUCUGGGCAUAUCUUCCGCAGGUUGCCUUCCUCGCCAUCUUCCAUGGGCCAGGUGCCUGGCUGAAUGCAACCUUUCUGGUCCUGGGUGAAGGCGCAGCUAUCGUCGCGCUGCUCUUCGAAGCAUUCUUCGUCGAUGAAACUCUGGUGGACACAUUUGAUGCUGUCCUGAUCGACCAAGGGCUGGCGGACCUCGUUACACAAGGUCGGCUCCUGGAUCCUACUGCCUCGAACUCAGUGCAAAUGCUGGGAAAACCCACGACAUCCGCCAUUUACGCUCCGUUCAGUCUCCGCCAGAUCGUCGAGUUCGUAGUCGUCCUGCCACUCAAUUUCAUUCCUAUUGUCGGUGUACCAAUCUUCCUUGUUCUCACCGGCUACAGGGCGGGGCCAUUCCAUCACUGGAGGUAUUUUAAGCUACUGGGCUUCUCCAAGAAAGAGAGACAGGAAUACAUCAGGCACCGCCAGCUCAAAUACACGUGGUUCGGCGUCGUCACAUUGACAUUGCAGCUUGUCCCCGUGCUGAGUAUGUUCUUUCUCCUCACUUCUGCGGCAGGCAGUGCACUCUGGGUAGCAAAGAUGGAGAAGGCUCGUCGGUCGCGCGAUAAUGCUACGAUCUCAGCUUCAGAGCCAUAUCGAGACAAUGCGGCAUGA